UAACAAAGAUCCAACGCCCAUCUACCGAAUGGCGCUUUCGUUUCUAUCGCAAAACUCCGGUCUGUUGGAUUUACAAAGCAUAUUCGAUCCACAAUAUUCAGAACUGCAGCAAGAACAUUCGAACCACCAUCAACACAACAACAACAACAACAACAACAACAACCAUCACCAUCAUCACCACCACCAAAGCAACCAACAACAUCAGCCACACGAGGAGCUACAACUUCAGCUACCACAGCGCAUAGCGACACCCACCAAUACCAAAUUCGAUUUGAACAUCUUCAACGAAUUCGAUCAAAUGGAAUUCAACAACACCAACAACUUGAAUCGCAGUCAAUAGCAA
Molecule: messenger RNA, 343 nt
Organism: Drosophila subobscura
Lineage: Eukaryota; Metazoa; Arthropoda; Insecta; Diptera; Drosophilidae
Product: nuclear transcription factor Y subunit gamma-like
Exons: 1
Coding region: 29-340 (103 amino acids)
Source: RefSeq, a predicted model, not a curated record